AUGGCUGCAAUAGAAUCAGUGGUCAUAAGAACAUUUAUAGACAGACACACAGGAAUGGAGCCUCUGGAGAUGGUAUUAGACUACUGUAAAUUCCAUGCUCAUGCAAAAUCCAACAGUAUACCAGUAGACGAUGUGAAGGUAUGGGAUAAUGAAUUCGCUGACAAAGCUCUUGCUACGGAUAAAAAUCAGACGACCUUCUGCCAAAUUCUUUUGGCUGCGAAUUUUCUUAAAAUCGAAGAUCUAUUUCGUUUGGUAUGUAAGGCCGCUGCAAAGUUUCUGAAACACAAAAGUGCGGAAGAAGUGCGGCAGAUGUUUAAGACAGAGAAUGAUUUUAGUGAGCAGGAAGAGGAGGCAAUCAAGCAAGACACAAAGUGGACCUACGCAUAA
Cryptomeria japonica (Japanese cedar) is the source of this 387-nucleotide messenger RNA. RefSeq names its product SKP1-like protein 12. Gene Ontology annotation, cellular component: nucleus; cytoplasm. The transcript has a single exon. Lineage: Eukaryota; Viridiplantae; Streptophyta; Pinopsida; Cupressales; Cupressaceae. Gene Ontology annotation, biological process: SCF-dependent proteasomal ubiquitin-dependent protein catabolic process. The record is from RefSeq and is a predicted model, not a curated record. Bases 1 to 387 code for a protein of 128 amino acids. Gene Ontology annotation, molecular function: cullin family protein binding.